This is a messenger RNA of Zea mays, 2988 nucleotides long. RefSeq names its product Protein kinase superfamily protein. Gene Ontology annotation, biological process: spliceosomal complex assembly; peptidyl-serine phosphorylation; regulation of mRNA processing. The coding region runs from base 261 to 2465 and encodes 734 amino acids. NCBI's taxonomy places the organism in Eukaryota, Viridiplantae, Streptophyta, Magnoliopsida, Poales, Poaceae. Gene Ontology annotation, molecular function: protein serine/threonine kinase activity; ATP binding. The transcript has 5 exons. The record is from RefSeq and is marked validated.
GUCCUCCUCUCCAUUUCGCUCUGUCGUCCAGGGACAGGGAGGCAGGGAAGGGAUGCUGCUCUCCGUCCCUCCCUCCCCCGCCACCUGAGCCCGCCCCCCCAAAAAAAAGUUUUAACCAACCAAACCCACCACCACCUGCCUGCGCGAUUCCCAUCCCACCCCAAUUAACCCGGAAGAAGAGCUCGCAACGCCCCCGGUGGGAUCGCCGGACACCUACGCGGGCCUCGCCUUGAAAUCCCUGUUGGAAACCGAGGAGGAUCAUGUCGCGGGUGGCGUCGUUGUCGCCGUCCUUAUCGGGCGACGAGGUGGAGGUGGAGGAGGAAGACGACGAGGGCGUCGACGGGUACCGCAAGGGCGGCUACCACGCCGUACGCCCCGGGGACCAGUUCGCCGCCGGCCGCUACGUCGCUCAGCGGAAGCUCGGAUGGGGCAACUUCUCCACCGUCUGGCUCGCCUUCGACGUCCAAUCACAGAGAUACGUGGCCCUGAAGAUCCAAAAGAGUGCGCCUGAGUUUGCGCAAGCUGCUCUUCAUGAAAUCGAGUUCCUAUCAGAGAUCACCAAGAGGGACCCGUUGAACUGCAAAUGCACCAUUCAGCUGAUAGAUCACUUCAAGCACACGGGGCCGAACGGGCAGCAUAUCUGCCUCGUCUUUGAGUUACUGGGAGAUAGCUUGCUUAAGCUGGUACAGUACAACCGGUACAAAGGCAUCGGGUUCGAUAGGGUGAGGCAAAUAUGCAAGUCGAUUUUGGUAGGUCUUGAUUACUUGCACAAUGAGCUUGGCAUCAUCCAUUCAGAUUUGAAGCUUGAGAACAUUCUCCUUGUCUCCACAAUUGAUCCCUCCAAGGACCCCAUUCGCUCUGGGCUUAAACCUAACCUUGAGAGGCCUGAGGGGUACCCUAACGGUGAGGCUGGUCUUAACGCGAUUGAGAAUAAGCUAAAGAUGAGAGCAAGGAGGGUGCUUGCAAAGCUUGCUGAGAAAAGAAAAUCAGCUGUGGAAUCUUCACGCUCAGAAAGGAGCUUGGAUGGAAUUGAUCUGACAUGCAAGAUUGUGGACUUUGGGAAUGCUUGCUGGGCUGACAAGCAAUUUACAGAUUUUAUUCAGACAAGGCAGUAUCGGGCGCCAGAGAUCAUUCUAGGUGCAGGAUACUCGUUUUCUGUUGACAUGUGGUCCUUCGCAUGUAUUGCUUUUGAGCUCGCAACAGGAGAAAUACUAUUUACACCCAAGGAAGGCCAUGGAUACAGUGAAGAUGAGGAUCACUUGGCUUUAAUGAUGGAACUACUUGGCAAGAUGCCGAAGAAGAUUGCAACCAUGGGAACACGAUCAAAGGAAUAUUUUGACCGCCAUGGAGAUCUGAAGCGGAUACGAAGGCUGAAAUUGUCAUCCAUUGAACGUGUUCUCGUUGACAAAUACAAAAUUUCUGAAUCUGAUGCCCGGGAAUUCGCCAAUUUUCUUUGCCCUUUACUCGACUUUGCACCAGAGAAGAGGCCAACAGCUUUAGAUUGCCUAAAGCAUCCAUGGCUUAAACAUGACGAGGAUAAAACAUGUGGGUCUCUUAACAAUAAUGAUGCCAAGAGCAUUGAUCUGGUCCAAAGCACAGGGAGUAUCACCACCGUUGACUGUACAAAUAUUGAUUUGACGAGCAAAAAAGGCAGCUCCACUGGAACUUGUGAUAAGACUGUUGAUGCAAAAUACAACACAAGAAGCAUUACCAGCAAUGCUACCAUGAACACUUAUGUACAACCCACUUCUGGAAGUUUUGCCAACAGACUUGCGAAAAAUGUUGAUGUAAAUCCGAACAUUGGAUCCAUCAGUAAUAGAGAUGCCAAGAGUUCUGAUAUGAAGGCCCACAUGGGAAGCAACACCAUCAGUGACGCCAAAAGCUCUAUUGUAAAGCUAGAUACAGGUAACAUCACUGAUAGAAAUGCCAAACCUGUCGAUAUAAAACCCAACUCUGACAACAUCUCCAGCAGAGAUGACAAGAGCAGUAAUGUGGAUACUACCACUUCCUGUGUUGUAAAGAAAGACGUGAAGCACAGCAUUAGAAGUGUUGUUAAUUCUUAUAUCAAGAACUUUGAUGCAAAAUGCAACACUGCAAGCACUGCUAACAGUGAUGCUAGUAACUCAUCAGAAAUAAAACCCAGCACUAGAAUUUUUACCAGUACUGAUAAUGCCAAGUGUAUGGACAUAAAACCGAUCAGCGAAAGUGCUAAGAGCAAUGACACCAGUGCUAAGAGCAAUGACACCAUCAAUGCUAAUGUGAAAUCCAACACUGGAAUUGUUGCAAACACUGAUGCCAAGAGCACUGAUGAACAGACUAACACUGGAAGUGUUGACAGCAGCGGUGAUUACAGCGCUGACUCAAAACAAAACAUUGGCCGGGUUGCUGCAAGCAUACAGAGGUUGGAGAGCAGCAUGAGUAAAGUGCAAAUCGGGAAAUACAGGGACAACCUUCCUCAAGAUUGAGGAUCUGGCAGGUACCAGCUGGCGUUAUUGUAUAUCUCUCUAUUCCCGCUAACUGUACAAAACUUUGUAUUUGCACACAGAAUGUACACGGAGGUAAAUAUUCCCCAUACAUACCCUGGAACAAAUUGUAUUAAUUGUCACAGAUUGACUGCACUCAGAAUUACACAGCAUUCUUUUGGACAUUUGGUGGGUAAAUAUGAAAUCUCUUUGGGAAUAUACCUGUAUAUGCAGUGGUAGAGAAUAUCGCUGUUCCUUUUAUGGUGGAUGCACUGGAAAGGGAAGAAUUGUACUCUGACCAGCCACAGCAUCUCUUUUGAUCAUGUCCAUAUUCUGCUGUCAGUGAAAAAAGAGAUUUCAUUAUGUCAUUUAACACGGAUCACCAAUUAUGUGAGCAGGGGUGUCUGACAUUUUUUGUUUGGUUUAUGGUUUGAGAUUUGCAUGUAAAAAGUGGGACAUGUGUUGUAUAAAACUAUUCUUUGAUGUUCAUUUCAUGGUGAACGAUCAUAUAGAUGGAAACUUUUCA